Messenger RNA from Bactrocera latifrons, 610 nucleotides. RefSeq lists its product as uncharacterized. NCBI's taxonomy places the organism in Eukaryota, Metazoa, Arthropoda, Insecta, Diptera, Tephritidae. The transcript is spliced from 2 exons. The coding region runs from base 13 to 561 and encodes 182 amino acids. The record is from RefSeq and is a predicted model, not a curated record.
UGCGAUAUUAAAAUGCGGUUUCAUUUAUUGUGCCUUUACAUAAUUGUGCUUGAAUAUGCAGUUGUAACCAGGGCAGAGGAGGAGCCCAAUUACAAAUUCGUCUUUGACCAGAUAAUACCUGUAAAGGCGGAUGAGGAAGUGGCCAAAAUUACGUUGGAGGUGGUUAGAAGUGAGGACGGCGUGAAGUUCAGUGGCAAGGCAGAACAACUGGUGGACUUGGAUAACGAAUGGACGUUAAAUAUAUUGCUAAAGAUUGCUGAAGACGCGAAUGGCGAGUACAAUUGGCUUAUGCCAGUGCCUGCAUUGAGAGUUUGUGAUUUCAUGAAAUUCUACUACCGUUUAUACAUUUACGAGCUGUUAGCUAAAUACGCGAAUGCACCGUCGCCCUUUGAUUGCCCGGUUGUAAAGAACACUUAUAUCCUGAAGGAGUACCCUUUGGUUUCGAAGAAUUUUAAUCAAUUUCUACAGCCCGGCUACUACCAACUAGAAGUGAGUUUGUUUCACGAAAAUGACGAAAAAAUCAAAUACAUCAUCGAAGGUCAUGUAGAGGAGGAGAUGUAGAGGUGGGGUGUAAUUAAAAAAAUUAUGUAUAUAUAUUUUCUUCAAAUAA